Molecule: messenger RNA, 2371 nt
Organism: Rubroshorea leprosula
Lineage: Eukaryota; Viridiplantae; Streptophyta; Magnoliopsida; Malvales; Dipterocarpaceae
Source: the annotation of a GenBank genome assembly
CCCCGAUGAUUUUCUAAUCGGGGGCAGCGGCGGGGCUCCGACGAAUCUCAGCUUUCCUUUCUGGACAAGUAGCAGAAUUCAGUAAAUGCUGCAUUUCUGAAUUUCGUGUUGAAGGUUUUUCUCCUGAGAGAAGUACCAACAUUGAUGCACCUUCAUUUUACAUACGCUUCUGUCUUCCGAGUUGGACGCAGCGUUGCCUGUGGCCGGACUCCGGAAAUCCUACGCAGCCUUUUCCCGGUUAUUGGAAUGGUGAGCCAGAAUACCUGAUUCUUGAAAAGCAAAGUGAGUCUGAUUAAAAUGACAUUGGUGCACAAGAAAAUAUUUGAGAGACUUUCCAAUGUCCCGCGGCAUGAAAAAUGUGAAAGUUACUUGCUUUUUAGCGAAGAAGUCAUUCUUGGCGAUGGAUUCCGUGCUGCCUUAUAUUUUCUUGGUCUUGCUUACUGUUUCAUUGGGCUGUCAGCUAUAACCGCCCGUUUCUUUCGUUCAAUGGAGAAUGUUGUGAAGCACACACGGAAGGUGGCGCAUAUGGAUCCUCAGACAAAAGCUCAAAUUAUUAGAUACGAGAAGGUUUGGAAUUACACUAUUGCAGACAUUACUCUCCUGGCCUUUGGGACUAGCUUCCCUCAAAUAUCAUUAGCUGCUAUUGAUGCCAUUCAAAACAUUGGAAACCUCUAUGCUGGAGGUCUGGGACCUGGUACCUUAGUGGGUUCUGCUGCAUUCGACCUUUUUCCCAUCCAUGCCGUCUGUGUUGUAGUCCCAAAAAAUGGAGAGUUGAAAAAGAUAUCUGAUAUAGGUGUAUGGCUAGUGGAGCUUUUUUGGUCCUUCUGGGCCUAUGUUUGGCUGUACAUAAUUUUGGAGGUGUGGACACCAAAUGUGGUUACACUUUGGGAGGCCUUAUUGACAGUGCUGCAGUUUGGAUUUCUUCUGAUACAUGCUUAUGCUCAAGACAAGCGUUGGCCGUACUUAUCACUCCCUUUAAAAAGAAGUGAGAGGCCAGAAGAAUGGGUUCCAGAAGAGGUUGUUAAACCUCUUGUAAAUGAAUAUGAUGAGCACUCUGAGACAGUUGCCAUUAAUGAAGAUGCAAAUCAGAAUAUUUUUUAUAGUUUCCCCGCUCCUUCAGUGGAUGGAAUAGUGUAUGAAAAGGUACCUGGAAGUGAAGAAGUGAAGGACCCUCAUGUAUUUCAACUAUGGAAAGAGCAAUUUGUGGAUGCAGUGAAGUUGGAAAGUCCACAAUCAAGGAAAUUCAACACUACAUGUCUAUGGCUAGCUAGUAUGUUUUGGCAAUUGCUACUUGCACCGUGGAGACUACUCUUUGCCUUUGUGCCUCCUUAUCAAAUUGCUUAUGGUUGGAUUGCUUUCAUUGGCUCACUGAUUUUCAUCACUGGAAUAGCUUACAUUGUGUCAAAGUUGACAGAUCUUAUAAGCUGUGUGACAGGAAUAAAUGCUUAUGUCAUAGCAUUUACAGCACUAGCAAGUGGCACUUCAUGGCCAGAUUUAGUAGCGAGUAAAAUUGCAGCUGAACGUCAGUUAACAGCAGACUCUGCUAUUGCCAACAUCACUUGCAGGUGUGUACUAUCAGAUGUCAAAUCUUACUUUUGGGGAGAGCUUUGCUUCAUUUAGACUAGGGCCACGAUCUAGAGGAUUGAGUGAUUGAGUUUUCCGUGAAGAAGUUUCUUGAAGAGAUUCCAACCAUAUCCUAGCUGUUUCAAUUUCCUGUGGAGGUGUCAACUAGCUUCUAUGUAGAUAGAAGUUCUUAAGUUCACAAUCAGUUUCUAAUUAGAUUGUUGACCAUACCUUGUCUGUGAUAGGAAAAAAUGCAUGUAUAAAACGUUUCAAAAUUUUGGUACGGACAUAAUGGAGGAGCCUGGGUGACUGAGUUUCUGUGAGGAGGUUUCUUUUUGAAAUGAUAAUUGAACUUGCUUUUUUCUUCAUCCUUUUGCAGCAAUUCAGUAAACAUUUAUAUGGGCAUCGGGAUUCCAUGGCUGAUUGAUACUGCAUACAACUUCAUUGUAUAUAAAGAACCACUACAUAUACAAAAUGCAGAGGGACUCAGCUUCUCUCUGCUUGUGUUCUUCUGUACCUCUGCAGGUUGUAUUGCCGUUCUCGUGUUUCGACGUCUAACACUAGGUGCAGAGCUUGGAGGCCCCAGGAUUUGGGCUUGGACUACCUCUGUAUACUUCAUGCUCCUAUGGAUUAUCUUCGUUGUGCUCUCUUCCCUCAAAGUUUCAGGCAUCAUAUACAGAUAACAUCGUCAUCAUAUUUUUCCGACCAAUCAUACACAUAUUUUGUUACUCCUCAUAUACACACGUACUAUGAAUGAUAUCCGAAGAUGUUUUCUUGGUAUUCGUUAGAAUAUAAUUAAGUACUCAGA